AUGCUGUCCGAUCACGGUCAGAACGACGCACCAUCUAGAGACCCAGCAUCCGAUCUCAUUGGGCCAUCAACCGCACAGCCAACAUCCCCAAAUCUCUUGGCACCUCAGCUCCACGAUUCUGUUUCAUCCCUGCCUCCGACCAACUCCGUCCGUCGACCAGCGCCAUCGCCAGCUCAAAGCCCUGAGCCCAGACCAACCUCUCGUUUCACCGCUACUCUCUCUGCCACCGCAGACCAGAAGAGGCAGUCUGCUUACAAGAGGGCACGCACCGUUAGUCCCAUCAUCGACGAGAACAGCAGUGACAUCGAGAACGAACACAUAUCAACACGCUCUCAGUCUGCCAGCGAUCUGGGCGAACCCGACAUUUUCGAAACCGCUGCGUCCACGCAGCCGACUCCUCUCCGUCAGAGCAUUUCGUCGGCUGAUCUGCUCAACGCAUCGCAGAUCAUGUCAAAGUCCGACCAAAACAUCGAGGGUCUCAUGACCGAACAGUCCCUCAGCCUCGAUGAUGCAGCUUCCAAGGCUUCCGAGAUUGUGGCGAUGGACGAGAACCCCCCUUCCUAUAACGAGGCCGUCCAGCCGCCUACCGAAAAUGGGGUGGUGAGACCAACAGGCCAGCAACAACUGGACCGCAUUCGGCCCAUGAAGAACCGACCGCUGCAUGCUGGUGACACAUGGUACAUUGUCGGACGCAAAUGGUAUCGGCGUUGGGAUGCUGCGUGCACGGAGCGUCGAGACUCGGACCCUGCCGAAAAGACGGACGUCCCCAUCGGCCCCGUCGACAACUCGGACCUCCUCGACGAAGAAUCGACUCCUUCCUUUGCCCGUCUCCGACCGCGCAUCAACGAGCACGUCGACUACGAGAUGCUUCCUGAAGAGGGCUGGAAUCUGCUCGUCAGCUGGUAUGGAAGCAGCGGUCCGGUCUUCGCGCGAAAGGUCAUCGACGGUCUCAGCCCUGGCCAGGAGAGCGUCGAAUUCUACCCGCCGAUCAUCCGCCUGCUCAAGCUUGUCGAGGACGACAGUGUGCAAGGCUCAGGCGUGCCCUCUUUCAGCUUGUCCGUCAGCACGAGUCUCUCCGAGCUCAAGGCCAAAGCCAAGACGGCGUUGAAUCUCGAUUCCGUUGCCGACGUUGAUAUCCGAUUCUACCACUUUCCCGAACCCACGGACAAAGAGCUACUUACUGGGCUCGUCAGUCUAGCCAGGGUUGGGGACGAGGGCGUCGAUACCAUUGAUGCACGCGAAGACAAGCCGGAUAGCUACCGACCCAAUGUCUCACUCAAAUCGGUUGGUGUAGACGAGAUCGAGAUGAACUUGGUCGUCGAGACUCGCCAAUCAGGACGUUGGCAGACGGAUCCCGCCCCGGCAGAGACCUCGGCGACUUCGGUCAAGGGCAUCUUUGCUCAGCAAGGUGACUUUUUCAGCAAUCUGCAACAAAACAGUCUCAGUGCCUCAACAAGCGCCAGCGGAGCGUCAGCUAACGCUGUGGAUGCUCAGGGUCGAGUGACCCGCUCGCAGACGGCCGCCGAUCGCACCAUGGGCCGAUCACGGGGGCUGCGCGGCCUCAACAAUCUUGGUAACACCUGCUUCAUGAACAGUGCGCUGCAGUGCCUCAGCAACACCUAUGAGUUGCAGCAGUACUUUGUUUCCGGUGCCUACAAGGAGGAGCUCAACACGGACAACCCGCUGGGGAUGGGGGGUGCCAUUGCCGAUGCUUUUGGCAAUCUCGUCUCCAACAUUUGGAAUGGGCAAGGUGGCUCCUUCUGGCCGCGCGAGUUCAAGUUUGCGCUCUCUCGCUUUGCACCGCAAUUUAGCGGGUAUGCGCAGCACGACAGCCAGGAGCUUCUGGCGUUCCUUCUGGAUGGCCUGCACGAGGACCUCAACCGUAUCCUCAAGAAGCCCUACAUCGAGGCACCCGAUUGGGAGGGAGGCGACGAGAGGGACCUCGUAGCUUUUGCCAAACGACAGUGGGACAUUUACAAGGCGCGAAACGACUCGGUGAUUGUCGAUCUGUUCCAAGGCCAAUACCGCAGCACCCUGGUCUGCCCCGAGUGCGGCAAGGUCUCGAUCAAGUUUGAUCCGUUCAUGUACCUCACCCUGCCCAUCCCCAACAAGAAGAUGUGGCGGGGGCAGGUCUACUUUGUUCCCUUGGACCCGAGCAAGCCCAUGCACAAGUUCCAAGUGCAACUGCCUGCGGGCACUACGGUGGGCAAAUUGCGACAAAAGGUGGCGGCGCAAUUCGGCCUUGAGGCCAAGCGGUUGGUGUGUGGAGAGGUAUGGCACCAUCGCAUCUACAAGUGGAUCGAUGAUUACGAACCACUCAUCGACAUCAAGGAAGGCGACUUUGUCUACUUUUAUGAAGUGCCAGGCCCUCCCCGCCUCUCGAGGCAGCGACACUAUCGCUACCACCGCACGGUCGAGGACGCAGAGGAGGCAUUGGACAUCAAGGACGAGGAGUAUGCGAUUCUGCCGGUCUUUGCCAACGUUGCGAGCGAUGUAUUUGGAGCGUCGUCGAGCCAAGCGUUUGUCAGCCGUCGCGCCCGUUCGGAUGCCAUUGGUAUUCCUUUCUUCAUCUCUGUUCCUAAAGCGGAUGUCAACGAUGUCGAUGUGAUCCGCAAGCACGUCGUGGAAGGCUUUACGCGCUUUUCGUCUCAUUCGGACGAGCUUCGCAAGGUUGUCGAGCAUGGUGAACGUUCCACCGCCACUGCUGGCGCUUCGGAGGAGACGCAAGCCGCGUCGCAGAUCUCGGACUGGGAAAUGGUGGACGACUCGGCUCCUGGCAAUGAUGCAGUCGAAGUUGUGGGGCCCAGCUCGUUGGGCGACAGCGAUGUGAUCACCGAGAUUCGCGAAGACGGCGAAGCAGUGGUGGUGCCUGAUGUAAGCACGUCUUCGUCGCAGACGGACACGGAUGCUCUUGCCUCAUCGGCCACCUCUGUCUCUGGAUCCAAGGCUGCAACUCCCGCUGAAAGAGCCUUGCGCAUCCGCUUUAGCGUCGCAGAGGCAGGUCAGGGGCUACCCAAAGGAAGCGAAAGCAAUGCAGACCAGCUUUCCGAAGAGCUCGAAGAGCGUCAAGCCCGUCUCGCUAAGCGAAACACACCCAUCGUCUCGUCUAAGGAAGCAUCGUCGAAGGACGAGGCGGAUGAAGUGGAUGCGGAUGGCGGCAACGAAUCUAAGAAUGCGGCGCCAUCCAAAGUGAUUCCUCUUGUCUACACCGGCGGUGCUGUCGUGUGCACGUGGUCUCACUCCGUCAAGGAGCGUGGCCUGCUCAUCGAAUCCGACUCAGCGCAGCUGUGGGGCGAGUACGAUGAAGUGGUGGACGAGGCGAUCCGUCAGCGCGAGAAUGCUGGAUCAGCGCGCGCCAAGACGCUAUCGAUCGAAGACUGCAUGGACGAAUUCACCAGAGAAGAGCAGCUGGGCGAGGACGACCCGUGGUAUUGCCCGUCGUGCAAGGAGUUCCGUCAGGCCACCAAGAAGUUCGACCUUUGGAAGGCACCGGACAUCUUGGUGGUGCAUCUGAAGCGUUUCAGCGCAGGAAGGCAUUCGCGCGACAAGCUCAACAUGCUGGUUGACUUCCCCUUAGAAGGGCUAGAUCUGACCGAUCGCGUCGAGGGUACCCAGGCGCUGCGAAGGGUGCAGGAGGAGGCCAAGGAGAGCGGGGAGGAGCUGUCGGAGAGCAUGCUGGGCUCGGGCAUUCUGCGGCCUUUGGAGGACAACGACGAUGCGGUCGCCGUCGAUCGUCCCAUCUACGAUCUUUACGCGGUCGACAACCACUUUGGCGGCCUCGGCGGAGGACACUAUACUGCAUUUGCAAAGAGCCCUGCGGAUGGAAAAUGGUACGAAUUUGACGACUCGAGCGUGCGACCCGUGGCCAAUCCCGAGACGGUCAAGAGUUCGUCGGCGUACCUGCUCUUCUACCGUCGCAGGACCACUCGACCGAUCGGCGGGAAAUCGCGGCAAAAGUUCCAAGAGGCUGCCAAGACCAAGGCGAUCACCACGGAGCAGCCGUUUGCUGGAGAGGGUGGAGCAUCCGAGUCGGAGCGCAACAAGGCUGCAGGCGAGUAUUCGAGCGAUUCUUCAAGCGACGACACGCCCGACUGGUCGCUCAACAUGCGCAGUGGGGUCGAUGACAGUCUGAUCGAGCCGGCGACCGGUUGGUCGAGUACGGGCAACUCGCCAGCUUCGUCGAGUCGUGCUGACAGCCCGAUUAGCGAUCGCGGUCUUGACUCGCCCUAA
Molecule: messenger RNA, 4230 nt
Organism: Sporisorium graminicola
Lineage: Eukaryota; Fungi; Basidiomycota; Ustilaginomycetes; Ustilaginales; Ustilaginaceae
Exons: 1
Coding region: 1-4230 (1409 amino acids)
Biological process (GO): protein deubiquitination
Molecular function (GO): cysteine-type deubiquitinase activity
Source: RefSeq, a predicted model, not a curated record